GGAGGGUCCGGGAGCAGGAGCAGCACCAGAGGCUCUGGGUUGCCACAGCCCGAGCUUCCACCUGCAGCAGCCAGACGCCUCUGCUUGGUCCCCUCCUCAGCCAUGCCGUGGUUCUUCGUGGCCGCGUUGCUGGCGGCGCUGCUCCUGCUGCUGCUCCUGUCCCGCCGGCGGAUGCGGAGACCUGGUGAACCCCCUCUGGAUCUAGGCCUUAUUCCCUGGCUGGGCCAUGCCUCAGAGUUUGGAAAAGAUGCUGCUAGAUUCCUCUCCAGGAUGGAGCGGAAGCACGGGGACAUCUUUACUGUGCUGGUGGCAGGGAGGUUUGUCACAGUCCUCUUGGAUCCUCACUCCUAUGACACAGUCGUCUGGGAGUCCAGCUCCAAGCUGGACUUCCACAAAUAUGCCAUCUUCCUCAUGGAGAAGAUUUUUGAUGUCCAGCUGGCCAACUAUAAUCCCAGCAUGGAGAAAGCCAAGAUCAAACCGACUCUGCUCCACAAGAACCUCCAUGCCCUCACUGAAGCCAUGUUUAACAACCUUUGCAACAUCCUUCUGAGGGAUGCUGGGGACAUAGGCAAAGACUGGAAGGAAACAGGGCUGUUCCAGUUCUCCUAUAACGUGAUGCUAAGAGCCGGCUACCUGACACUGUAUGGCACAGAGGGUGAUGAUCCAGUUAGUCAGGCACAAGAUCGGACCCACUCUGAGGAGGUUUUCCAGAGUUUCCGUCAGCUGGAUCAGCUUCUGAUGAAACUUGCCCGCAGUUCUCUGUCAGCAGAGGAGAAGAAAGAAGCCUCCCACAUCAAAGCCCGCCUCUGGAAGCUUCUUUCCCCCCAAGGCCUGAUGGGGAGGGCCCACAGGAGUGCCUGGCUGGACAGCUACCAUCAGUACCUGCAGGACCUGGGAGCUGCGGAGGAGAUGCAGGCCAGGGCCAUGUUGCUCCAACUCUGGGCCACUCAGGGCAAUGCUGGUCCUGCUGCCUUCUGGCUCCUGACGUUUCUCCUGAAGACUCCCACUGCUCUUGCUGCCGUCCUUGGGGAGUUAGAAAGCACCCUCCAGAAGGAAGGGCAGGUGCUGACCCAGAUGGCCAGUAUUCCUCAGGGAGUCCUGGAUAACAUGCCAAUUUUUGACAGUGUAUUGAGUGAGAGCCUGAGAUUGACAGCUGCCCCUUUCAUCACCCGGGAAGUACUGGAGGACUUGGUGCUGCCCCUGGCAGAUGGACGGGAGUACAGCCUCCGGCAAGGCGACCGCCUCCUUCUUUUCCCCUUCCUCAGCCCUCAGAAGGACCCAGAAAUUUAUGAAGACCCAGAGGUGUUCAAGUACAACCGAUUCCUGAACCAGGAUGGGAGUGAGAAGCGAGAUUUCUACAAGGGUGGGAAGAGGCUCAAGAAUUACAACCUGCCGUGGGGAGCUGGGACUAACAUGUGUCUGGGGAGGAGCCAUGCAAUCAGCAGCAUCAAACAGUUUGUUAUCAUUUUGUUGAUGCAGUUUGACCUGAAAUUGAAAAAUCCAGAGGAAAAGAUCCCCAGCUUUGACACCAGUAGGUAUGGGUUUGGACUGAUGCAGCCAGAGCAUGAUAUCACCAUUUGCUACAGAUUCAAGCCCAGAGAGACACCAGGCUCAACAGGGCUCUCCUUCCCAGCACCUGAUGGAAUUACAGAAGCCUGAAUGACGAUAAGCAGAUGAUAAGAAUAUAUUCAUCCCAACUCUCAUCUCUCUCCUCUCUCACCAGAUGGGAGUUUUGACUUUUCUCUGCCCAGCUUCUUCCUUUCUUCUACCAAGAGUCUUCCCAUUGGGAAGAAAGAUUCCAUUUCUGAAGUCCUAGGAUUCAUCUGCUCUCCCAGGACAGGGCACAGGAAAGGUCCUCUUCUGGGCCAGAACUCUCCCUGGGAGCGCCUUCCUAGAACCAAUACAGAAGACCUUGGGCUUGGCCCAAAGCUUCCUCUUUUCACUGUUUUUUUUUUUUUGGUUUUUGUUUUGUAUACUGCUUGGAUAUUUUUCUGUUGGGGCAGAGAAUUGAGUUCAGUCACCCAGGGUCAGACCCAUAACUCUAAGUCACGUGUAUGCUAUAGAUCUUUAUUUUAGUACAGUCUUUCUGGACUUUGAGCAAGGAUAAGCUGACAUAGGACCUCUAAGCACAUAAAUCGACUGCCUACCUAUCCCAAAGAGUUGGCAGCUUAGGACCAUGUGUGAGAGGGUAGAACUCUAGACCCUACUUCCUUCAGCAUUAUCUGGAUCAUUAUUAUUUUAUUGCAUUUUUUUAAAGCUUUGCUUUCGGUCUUAGAAUCAGUACUAUGUAAGGGAGAUCAUAAGUAUCUGAGACCAUAUCUGAACCCAGGCCUAGCUCUCCAUCACUAUCUCAUCACUGAGCUACCCAGACUACCUGGGUCAUUAUUGCUAUUUUUCUCUAUUGCUACAAAACCAUCAGCCAAAUAGCCGUUGAUUUCAUGACUAUAUACCAGUGGUAUUUGCAGCAAUGAUUUCUUCCCAGGCCACAAUCCUCUCUGAAGCACAAAUAGAGAAUUUAUCACCCCUUUAAAGCUAUUCCCAACACUUCCCCAAACUUCCCUAAUUCUAACUCCUGGCCUCGAAGAGCCUAAUCCCUCCCUGAUUUUCUUGGUUUCUGAAAAGCCUUCUCUCCUUAGCUUAGAAAACAAGCAUCCCCAAUUCCAAAUUGCUUCUCAUAUUCACUAGCUCCCACUCUCCUGAGCAUAGUCCUAGGACCCACUCACCCACUUAGGUGCUAGAUCUUGACUUGCUUGGUCGCUAUCCAACCUCUGAAAAGUUUGUUCAAAAGCUUAUUCCUGUUCAGUUCAGGAACUAAUACAACUACUUGUUAUUCUGCUCUGGUUCUCCAAAAAAGAUGGUGACAUAUCCUAGAACCUGGGUGCCAAAUUGGAUGAGUCCACAUGAACGUGCUGUACCAGGUCAUUCUGUUACAGAAUUGUCACUCAGUUAUGCAAACCCCAGGCUUUAGAGUCCCUUGUGUCUCUCUCACUCAGGACAGCUGGGUGCCUAAGUGAACAGAGCAUUGGGUCUAGGGUCAGGAAAACCAAGCACCAGACCCUUACUAGCUAUUUAGCCUUGGGCAAAUCACCUCAUCCUGUCUGCCUCAUUUUCCUCAUCUGUAAAAUGAGCUAGAGAAGGAAAUGGCAAACCAGUCCAGGAUCUUUGCCAAGAAAACCCCAAAUGGGGUCACAAGACAGUUGGAUAAGAUUGAACUGAGUGAACAACAUAUCCUUCCACUCUUUUACAAAGUCACUCAUUUCUUUCAAACCUCGUAAGUGCCUACUAUGUGCAGUAAGCUCACAGAAUACUCACAUUCCAAAGGAUACUCUUAAGCAGUCAACAUAACACAACAUUCUCAGCUGUGGAAACUCUUCAAGUUUAUUCUAACACCAUUCUAGCCUUCUUAUCCAUUGACCUUUUUAAUUGAUUGUUAUUGGUUUUUUAUGUUAUCUAGAUUUUCUUAUGUAUUCCUUCUCCCUUCUAGAAAGUCAUCCUUCAGAGCAAAGAUUUUUUUUUUUUAAUAAGAGAAAAAAAAUCUAACAAAACCAAUUGCUAUGCCAAAAAAAUCCUGACAUCCCAUGCAAUGUUCCACAGCUCUGGACCCCUCCAUCUCUGCAAAGAAGUGGGAAGAGGUGUUUUCUCACACCUCCACUUUAAGGCUGUGCUUGUUUGUGCCUUGGAAGUAUAUGGCAUUUAUUUCGGGUUGUUUCCUUGUUCUUUCCAUUACAUUGUUGUCAUUGUGCAUAUUGUUUCUUGGCUAGCCUUACUUCACUUUGCAUCAGUUCAUGUAAGUCUUUCCAUGUUUUUUUUUUUAAUUCCAUAGUCAUUUAUCAUAACCAGGCUCCUUUCCAGCUGCUUCCAGACUAGCAGCAAUUCUAACCCUGAAACGAUCUUCUGAUGCCCUUAAAUAGGCUUGUGGAAUAAUUGACAGCUCCAGAGAGCUGGCUGCCCCAGAAACCUCAAGGGCACAGCUGUUCCUCCUUUGCUGGCAUCCUCCUAUUCUGACACAUUCCUCAGCCUACAAGCCCAGGGCUCAUUGUUGGCCAAUCAGAUCAGCUCCCGAUUGCUGGUGGCCCUUUCAUAGUCCUACAUCAUCAUUAAGUAAUCAUUUCUUCCUCUUCCCAAGAAGGGGUGGGAGGAGAAGAGAGAACAAGAUAAUAUUAUAUCCUCCCAGAAAAAAAAAUCACCUUAACAUCUAGUUCACUCUCAAAAUUCACAAAUGACAAUUCCUUUCAUUACAGGAGGCAAUGAUCCUUUAAGCUCCAGGCGUAACUGAGGGACAGGACAGUGAAUAGGUAGCCUGGCAAGUUAGAGAUAUAGCCAAGGGAGAAUUAAAAGUAAUGGAAUGGGGGGAGAUCAAAUCUGGUCUUCCCAGCUGUGUGACCCUGGGCAAGUCACUUAACCCCUAUUGCUUAGCCCUUACCACUCUUCUGCCUUGGAACCAACACACAGUAUUGAUUCCAAAGUGGAAGGUCAGGGUUUAAACAAUAAAAUAAGAGGUUGUUUAGCAUGGGGUGAAGUUGGGAGAGUCAGAAACCAGAAGUGGGAGAGGAAAGAUAGCUAGCAGACCUGGGUUUUUCCUCAAAAUGGAGAUCCUAGGAAGAACUAACUAAAAGGAAGGAUAGGCAGAAGAAUAUUUUAGAGUUAUAAAACUGCUGGUAAAGUUCAAAGUAGAGCUGAGAGAGAAAAGCAUGGUAACGACCAAAAGAAUGGAUGAUUCUCCCAAUUCCUAUUUGCCCUUGACCUGGUCAGAGGCAAAGAAAAAAACACACACAUGCCAAUACAUGAAUUUUCUUACAUGGUCAGGCCUCAGUUCUCUCUUGGCUAAGGAUAGGUGAAGAAAGAAUCCCAGGUUAUGUGAGUUUAUCUGCAAAAUGGGCCAUGCCCAGAGAAUAGCAGCAGGUUGGGGUUUGCAUUGAAUGCUCUCUGACACUGAUCUCUCUGGUCCCUGAGGCCUUUAGGAAGCUUCUGUGAUCAAGGAGAGUUUGGGGGUGAUGGGGAAGGAGUGGGCUUUCCCCCUUGGUUCCAAGGAAACCUAUCUCCAUGCAUGGCUGACCAUCUUGGGCUCUUGGUUUUGAGACCAUUGGAAAUCAGGGCCCCUCAGGACUGUAGGGAUGGACUAGGUUGCCAUAGCAACUGUUUAGCUGCUUUAUUCCUGAGCCUAGAUUAGAAAGGGAAGCAAGCGAUAACCAAAUUACAUGUUCUGGAGGAUAACCAAAAAUGGAUAGUACUGAUAUCUUUCAUCCAAAACUGUGCUCUUUUCUCUUUUAGGAAGGGGGCUUAAAGGCAGAGCUCUGAAGAGGACCCUUAGGGGCAGUUACUUCAUUGGAUAAGUGAGAGAAAGGCUUUGAGAGCAGACUUUUUCUAUAAUAUGGGAGGUUUCAGAUCUAUUUAAAUUCCAGUCACUAGGGACUUUGAAGUCACCCAGGGGAGAGCUUGAGGGAUGGCCGGGUCUUCUGACAUUAAAGCUUUAGGGAAAGGAUUCCCAUUUUUAAUGCUAAAGAGUAGUGAGAAAGGCAUCAGAGUAUAUCAGCAUUUUUUAAAAGUCUUGUAUUAGGAAGCUACUAUUUUGGAUCUACAAGGUUAAGUGACUUUAGUAAAUUUCAUGCUUUGUUGGCUUAGGAAAAAUUAUAUUUUUAUAGAAAAAGCACAGAAUUCUAUUUUUCACACAGUGGUCAUUAGAGUUGGCAGGGCCUAUAGAAUAUAGAAUAUUGGAAGAGAUAUUAGAGGUCAUUUAGUUUCAUACUUUUAUUUUACAGAAAGGGAGAUUUGGGAAAAGAAAGUGGCUUGGGGCGAGGUGGGGCAGGACAGAGAGGACCCUUCCCACAGCUAGUAAGAAAGAGCUCAGUCUGACACUUAGGUCUUCUGAGUGAUUCUUGAGCUCUUGGCACUUAGCACGUUGCCUCAACUCUCAAUUAGCAAGAUGCUUAUAAGUUAGGAAGAAUAGUGUGUUCUGGAUAAUUUCCUUUUUCCAGUUUACUGAGGAUAGAAUAGACCCCAUAAACAUUUAUUAUUGGAAAAUGCUUCUCCCAUCCAUUUUCCUGUCUUGGCAAAUUAGUUGAUAAGCACAAUAAUGGAUAAUAAUUUUUGUUUAUUGAAGGAGGUUCCUACUGAGCCUCAGAGUCAUUAGUGUGAAGACUUGAGAGCAGAGGAGAUAAAGCAGGCAUGGUGUGACCUUAAAGUGCUUUAUGAUAAAUGUAAGUUACUGUGAAAAUGAGAAUGAUGACAAUUAUAACAAUGGUGCCACCCAGGAUGGACUGAUCUAUGGAAUGGAAAAGGGGAAGCAGGUUAGGCUAGAUGGGAACUAACACGGGCUUGAGAUUUAGUUAGCAAGAAUUCCCUGCUCUAAAUUGGUUUUCUUAUAACAUGACUCCUGAAAUUGAAGAGCCUUCUCUCACCCUUAAAUCUGCCUACAGUGCCCAGUUAGCUAGAGCCUUUUGAUGAAGGUUUUGAAACUCCACAUAGUUGGCUCUGAAAUCUUGUGUGUUCUGGCCUGAAGCUCAGCAGACAGGGACAGUGUCUUCUGCUCUUGCAUUCAGCACAGAGCAGGACAUCCAGUGUGUUUUCAUUCUAUCUGUUUGCCUGAUCCCAAGGCCACAUGUUAUUCCUCUCCAUCUUCCCCACAGAGAGGGGGCAAUAGAAUAGAUUAAUAACAGUUAUGACUUUGUUGCCAUAGAUAGAAAGGAUGUCAGAACUGAAAGAGCUGACCCUUAGAACAUAAGAGUGUUAGAACUAGAGGGAAUUUUAGAACAUAAGAUGUCAAGAUUAGAAUUGGCUUUAGACCAAAGAAUGUUAGAAUGGAAGGACUGACACUAGAACAUACAACAGCGGAAUAGAAGAAGGAGGGGGAAAGGUAUUUCUAUCAAACAUCACCUAUAAAAGUCCAAUAUACAAAAUAUGCAGGGAAUUAACAUAACCAUAUAAUAUUUUCUCAAUAAAUAAUAUGAUCAAAGGAACAGCUUUCAAAAUAUUCCUAAAUUAUAAAUGAUAAUAUGAAAAUAUGUUCCAAAUCAUUAAGCAUUAAAUAUCAUGGGGCAGCUAGGUGUUUCAGUGGAUAGAGAACCAGACCUGGAGACAGAGGAUCCUGGCUUCAGAUCUGGCCUCAGACACUUCCUGCCUAUAUGACUCUAGGCAAGUCACUUAACCCCCAUUUGCCUAGCCCUUACUGCUCUUCUGCCUUAGAACCAAUCUGUUCUAAGACAGAAGGUAAAGGUUGAUUUUUUUUAAAGAAUACCAGUAAGAACUAAUAUUACUAAGAACUAAAUAUAUCUCAAAAUCACUUUUGUAGUAAGAGAAAUGCAAAUUAUUAAAAAUGACAUUAACUUUCUCAGUUAAAAUAAUUUCACCUCAUUCCAUGCAAAUUUGCAAAGACAAAAAGAGAUGAGUAGUCAAUGUCAAAGGAACUGUGGGAAAACUGGCACAGUCUUGGAGGAGCUGUAAAAUGAUCCAGCCAUUCUGGAUUUCAAUUUCAGAUAAUUUUUUAAAAAGGUGAUUAAUAUCUUUUGAACUGUCUAAUGGGCAUUUACUACAAGUAAGUCAAAAUCAGGAACAAAAGUCCAACAUAUACAAAAAUAUUCCUAGUAGUAUUCUUUGAGAUAGCAAAGAACUGGAAGCAAAGUGAAUGAGUGCCCAUUGAUGGGAAAAAGGUGAAAAACCUUGUAAUGAGAUGGAAUAUUAUUGUGUGAUAAUAAAUGAUGAUUAUAUGGAUUUUGGAGGAUUGUGCCAUUAUUUGUAUGAACUAUUGCAGAGAAAUUAAUCGAACAAUGUGUACAACAAUGUAAAGAAAAAAAUCCUUGGAAACUGGCCUCUGAGUAAUGGAAGAAAGAAUAAAUAAAGAUCCUGGAGAAGUGAAAAUGAAAUGCUUCACCUCCCUCAUGGUAGAGAGCACUAGGAAUACCACUAGGAAUAAAUAUUAUAUCCAUUUGUCAGGAAA
Molecule: messenger RNA, 7933 nt
Organism: Monodelphis domestica (gray short-tailed opossum)
Lineage: Eukaryota; Metazoa; Chordata; Mammalia; Didelphimorphia; Didelphidae
Gene: PTGIS
Product: prostaglandin I2 synthase
Biological process (GO): prostaglandin biosynthetic process
Molecular function (GO): prostaglandin-I synthase activity; iron ion binding; monooxygenase activity
Source: RefSeq, a predicted model, not a curated record